Messenger RNA from Lepisosteus oculatus (spotted gar), 5053 nucleotides. The record is from RefSeq and is a predicted model, not a curated record. Lineage: Eukaryota; Metazoa; Chordata; Actinopteri; Semionotiformes; Lepisosteidae.
UACUGUUACCUACUGUAGGCACAGUUAUUUAUGACAAGUUCAUGAAGGGAUAUUACUCUUGUGCUGUUUGAGUGUGUGACACAGACACUACCAAAAGAUCACCAGGAAAAUCAGGGAAGAUAUGGCAUUCCAAAAGGCUGUAAAAAGAACGAUUCUUAUUGGAGGGGGCACCCUUACUACAAUUUAUGGCUUGGCACAGCUGUCAGAGCACAAGAAAAAACAGCCUACAGGGAGCCGACUGUCCUACGUGAAAGCCGCAGAGCCAAUUGGAAUGUACCACCAUGAUGAGUUGCCUUCAAGAGAAGCUCAGCUGAUGGCCCUCAAGACCACAAAAGAGUUUGACGUGCUGAUUGUUGGAGGAGGAGCAACUGGCUCAGGCUGUGCCUUAGAUGCUGUUACUCGAAAUCUUAAAACUGCCCUGGUGGAGAGAGAUGAUUUCUCAUCAGGCACAAGCAGCAGGAGCACCAAACUCAUUCACGGAGGAGUAAGAUAUCUACAGAAAGCCAUUAUGAAAUUAGAUUAUGAACAGUAUAUGAUGGUUAAAGAAGCCCUGCAUGAACGUUCAAAUCUGCUGGAAAUUGCUCCACAUUUGUCAUCGCCUUUACCUAUAAUGCUUCCUGUGUACAAAUGGUGGCAGCUGCCGUACUUUUGGUUUGGAAUAAAGAUGUAUGACCUGGUGGCUGGAACUGAAUGCUUGAAGAGUAGCUAUGUCCUCAGCAAGACCAAAGCUCUAGAACUUUUUCCAAUGCUGAAGAAAGAUGAACUUGUGGGAGCAAUUGUUUACUAUGAUGGACAGCACAAUGAUGCACGAAUGAACCUCGCCGUCGCCCUUACUGCUGCCAGGUAUGGUGCUGCCAUUGCCAAUUACACUGAAGUAGUACGCCUACUAAAGGAGACAGAUCCUGAAAGUGGAAAGGAGCGGGUCUGUGGAGCACGAUGCAGAGAUGUUAUAACAGGGCAGGAAUUUGAUGUCAGAGCCAAAUGUGUUAUCAAUGCCACGGGACCUUUCACAGACACGCUACGGAAAAUGGAUGAUCCGAAAAACUCUAACAUCUGUCAGCCCAGCGCUGGCGUGCAUAUCGUCAUUCCAGGCUAUUACAGCCCUGACCACAUGGGGCUUCUGGACCCAGCCACUAGUGAUGGACGGGUUAUCUUUUUCCUGCCGUGGGAGAAAAUGACUAUUGCUGGGACCACUGACACUCCCACUGAUGUUACUGCACACCCAAUACCUACAGAGGAGGACAUCAAUUUCAUUCUGACUGAAGUCCGCAACUACCUGAGUCCUGAUGUUGAAGUGAGACGGGGAGAUGUCUUGGCAGCCUGGAGUGGUAUACGUCCUCUAGUCACUGACCCGAACUCCAAAGACACACAAUCCAUUUGUCGGAAUCACAUUGUUAAUAUCAGCGACAGUGGACUCGUUACUAUUGCAGGUGGAAAAUGGACGACCUAUCGUGCAAUGGCUGAAGAAACCUUAGAUGCAGCAAUUAAAGCUCUCAAACUGAAAGCAGGGCCAAGCAGAACAGUGGGCUUCAUGUUGGAAGGGGCCAAAGAUUGGACUCCUACAAUGUAUAUUCGGCUAGUUCAGGACUAUGGGCUGGAGAUAGAGGUUGCUCAGCAUCUGGCUUCUACAUAUGGGGGAAAGGCUUUUGAGGUGGCCAAAAUGGCACAAGUCACUGGUAAGCGGUGGCCCAUUGUUGGAAAACGUUUGGUGUCGGAAUUCCCUUACAUUGAAAGUGAGGUCCAAUACGCAAUCAAAGAGUACGCCUGCACGGCCAUUGAUGUCAUUGCGCGCCGAACUCGCCUGGGGUUCCUGAAUGUGCAGGCAGCUGAUGAAGCUCUCCCACGAAUUGUGGAAAUAAUGGGCAAGCACUUGAAGUGGAAUGAGCAAAAGAAAAAGGAAGAACUUGAAGCAGCAAAACAGUUCCUGUACUAUGAAAUGGGCUACAAGUCACGAUCAGAACAACUAACAGACAGAUCUGAGAUAAGCUUAACACCUUCAGAAGCUGAGAGAUACAAAAAGAGAUUUCACAAAUUUGACAAAGAUAAGAAGGGAUUUAUUACCAUAGUUGAUGUUCAACGGGUAUUGGAGAGUAUUAGUGUCCAGAUUGAUGAAAAUGCACUCCAUGAAAUUCUGAAUGAGGUUGACCUGAAUAAAAAUGGACAAGUUGAACUUAAUGAAUUUUUGCAGCUCAUGAGUGCUAUUCAGAAAGGUCAGGUUUCUGGUAGCAGGCUUGCCAUUCUGAUGAAAACCGCCGAGGAGAACCUAGAUCAGAGGGAGCCGGUGUCCGUGGACCGCAGUGGUGGAGGAGUCUGAACCUCCCGGUGCCAGAUGUUCCCUUGAGAACCCCUGAAUGCAAAUCUGCUACUGCUGCUGUGAACUGGAUCUCACCUGAAAGUUACUGAGAGGCUUUUCCACUUUCAAUUCACAGACAGUGUGCUCUUUAUGUGUAGUUUGUGUUAGUGAGGCUUUACCACUGCUGAAAUAUAGCGUACCUUUUAAAAGUGUUUGUGUUUCUGUUCGUACUAAAAUGUCUAGUGCAAUAGUGAUUUUGAUUUGUUGCUGUAAAUAUCUGCUUUUAACUCAAGGGAAUAUGGUACUGUAUCCGUCUUGAUCUACUGUGCUCUUUGUUUUAUUAUUUUUAUCUGGACAUUCAUUACUUUCUAAACCUACUGCGGCUAGUUCACUUGUUCAAGCGCACAAAUAUGUGAAUGUAUUUUAUAAUUAACUUAAGCAAUGGAGUAUUAGUUUGUACUUCCGAUUGAUGAUGGCUUUGAAAGUCUGAUCAGACUGUCAGUGUUCUGUGGCAGAAUCUUGUUUUGUAUUAAGUAUUGAGUUGUCCAUUUAAAUGUUAACAUUUGAUGUUGUGUACCUUACUCCUGUGCCAUUUUAUAUCUAUUGUUAUACUUAAGAUAUAAUGGGAAACAAUUUUGUAUCAGAACUGUUUUCAUAUUAUAGAUGUAUUUAAAGCACUCCCAGUAAAUCACUGCAGUUUACUUGGAACAUGCGGUAAUGUUACUACAUUUGUGAUCUUCUUGGAAAAUGAUUGCAUUUUAUAUUCAUUGCCAUUUAAACCUUUAUGUUUUAUCAUUUUUAAAAAGUGACUUUAAAAUGUAAAAUAUUUGAUUAAUGUGUUUCAGUGUAAAAUGAGCUACAAAUCAACAAUGAGCAUGCCUAACUGUUCUGAAUGCUUAUGGGGAUAUGUGAUUGGUUCUUGGAAGUGUUUUUAUGUAACAUGAUUUUAUUAUGCUGAAUGGGAUUAAGUAUUGUAUUUGAGCCUGGAUUUUAAUUUCUGUAUCUGUCUGUGCACUUGGUGUUUUUAUUACUAUUAAUUUACUGCUUGUGGUAUGGCGGGUGAGCUGCUUGCAUUUAUAGAGUAAUAAGGGAAUGUAUUUAAUGUGCCUUGCUUUCAAAGCCAGUAUGAAUUGAGAGCAUGAAUCAAUAGAACUGAUUAAACUAUACACUCACUGGCUUUUAGCAUGCUUAAUUUCACAGUCUCUAUAAAUAAUACAAUUACAGUCUCUUGCAGACUUUUAAUAUAAAGAUUUCAUACAUUUACUUCAGACAAAGUAGUCUGUUGUUUUUUUUUUAAAUAGUUUUUGUGUCUUUCCUUAAGUGUGGUGGUUUGACAGAAUAAAUGUAGUUAAUAGGAAGAUCAUUCUUUGAUAGUAAUUAAGCAUUACCUUAUAGCCACCACAGCUGUGCUAGUUACAGUUCAAAUACCUUUUAGAGAAAGAUUGAGAAAAGCUGUUACCAAGGAUAUUGCAGUACAAGAGUGUUGUAAUCUUAUGGAUCCUUUUUUAUAAAUGUUGGAUCAUUAUUAUUACAUCACAUUUCAGUUGUAGGUAAUUUCGUUCGGUGUAACAGCCCUGGUAUGAGAUAACUACUGUAGGCUGUGAAUGAAUGGCUUAAUUGAUGUACAAGGUAAAUGUAAUGGGCAAUGAGCAGGACUAAAGAGCAUAUUACGAUUUCCCCCCCACCCAUAUCAUUUUUAGAGCAGAGUUGAAAAAAUAGGCUAAUUACUAAAACUGUGUUGAAUGGAAGAGAUUAAUUAAUUUAAAAAAAGUAUUCAUAAUAGAAGGCCGGGGAGUGAUAAAUGAUUAUACUGAACAGCUUUAAAAAUGCAUCACAUGUUUUUAGGGGCGGUGAAAAUAUAGUAAUUUAUCAUACAUGACUAUAAUUGCAUGUAAUUAAGCUUAUUUUGGAACUGUAGACUGCAACCACACUCUGCUCACGUGCGAAUGUGCGUUGUCACUGUUGGAAGGUGUGCAGAGCGUGAUUCCAUGUGCACAAAUGUGCCCAUAAUCAUGGUUCAUUCUUAAGUGGGGCAUGUCUGUCCAUCAGCUUAUACCUGAAAGAUGUAAGAGAUCAGCACUCCCUGAAAACCCCAUUUCUGUGCAGGUGAGAGUUUUCAGUGACCAGGGUAAGGUCUCUAGUACUGUCCCUGUCUUGGUGAGGCAGUGUAACCUGUCUUGUCUCAGAUGUGGAGAUCUUGGCAUCUGUUGACUUGCUACAUUUGAAAUUGUUUCUUAACUGGCUAAUUUUAUGUCACGACCUUUAAAUGUAGAUGCUUGAACACUUUCGGAAGAUGUGGAAUGUGUAUGUCUAUAGCCACUAGAAAGAAAACCAUAUUACUGUCGAUAUAUCACUAAAGUUUUUAAAUUUAAAAUAUAUGUGUGAAUAUUAAAUCUCUGUGUACAAUCCAUUCACCUCCAGGACACCGUUUUCAAACAAUGUACAGUAUAUCUCCACUUCUUACUGGGUUGAUUGUCUCAGUGACAUUUUGGCUUGUUGCAAACAAACAUGUACAAACAGGUAAAAAUCAUGAACAAACAGGAAAAAACAUGGACAUUUUGUUUGUGGACAACUUUUAAACAAAGAUCAUAGAAAAAUGAAUCCCUUUUUAGAGCAUUUUCAGUUUGUUUUUCAUUAUUUUCCUACUGUAUAUGAAUCCCAUGGAAUAUACAGUUUAUACACGUGCAAUAUACAUGAACAAUAAGCAUACUGUAGUUCAGGUGGGUAGCUGCGUCAGUAUGCGUAGGCUGCAAAGGAACA